Vigna angularis (adzuki bean) is the source of this 4685-nucleotide messenger RNA. RefSeq lists its product as uncharacterized. The record is from RefSeq and is a predicted model, not a curated record. The transcript is spliced from 2 exons. Bases 1 to 975 code for a protein of 324 amino acids. NCBI's taxonomy places the organism in Eukaryota, Viridiplantae, Streptophyta, Magnoliopsida, Fabales, Fabaceae.
AUGGUUGAUUUUGAAAAUGCUUGUGCUGAUUUAGGAUUAGAACUUGAACUUGAGUUUGCUGGGUUCUUAAACUCUUUAGAACUGAGUAACGAAAAACUCACUGGUUGUACAUGCCUUGGGGGUGGUUGUGAAAUUUGUGAAGAAAUCAGUUCUGCCAUAUGUUCUGCUUCUAACUAUUUUGCAGGUGCCAAGGAAGAGAUCAUUAUGUUCAAGCUGGAUGGAAAUGACCCUGAUGAGGUAGCUAGUGAUCAGAGAACACAGGUUUAUUCUGAACUUAGCAUUCCCAUAGAGUUCUCUAAGGUUCAAUAUGAAUUUAAUGCUUUGGAUCUGUUUAAAGUUGAACCCAUAGAACCUACUCUAGAUUAUGUUCCUGUUAUGCCUGCACACACUCAUAUUUUAGAUUCAGCCUUUUCCAUUGAAAAUAUUGACAUGCCUUAUGCUGUUUCAGAGUUAUGCACUGGUUUUGACAUUAUUCCAGUUGAUGAUAGCUUCACAGUAGGUGUUCAUUUAGCUGCUGAUUUGAUAGAUGCUAGUGAGGUCAUUUUUGAGGAACCAGUCCAGGUUAUGAUGGAGACACAUGCUGACUUCGAAUUCAGUGAUGGCAUUGCAGAAUUAAACAAAGAGGAAGCUGCAGAGACAAAGGCAACCCUGGUGGAGGCAAUAGAUGGUGUCAAUAUUGCUAAAGGAGUCUUGAACGUGCAGAAGCAAUUGAAAAAUUUGAAUGGAGAACUGCAGUUACUGCAACAAAUGCCUAAGCAGGAGAACUUCAAUGCAGCCAUGGAGACAAUACACAAAGGAGCUGAGCACAAUGGAGAAAAUCCAAUAAGCUCUUUCUUUUCCCUUCUUUUAAAUAGUAGUUACAGGUCUUUUAUAGUAGUUUACAUAGCUUUAAGUAGCAUAAUAAAUAGUAGGAUAGAUAAUAUGUUGUUUUUCAUAAAAAUAAAACGAAUUAACUUUGAUUUGUGGCCAAUCUGAAUAAGUUCUUUUCCUCUUUAGUUUUAUAGUUUUACUUUUAAGUCUUGUUUCUAUUCUUGUUCAGUUGUUGUUCUUUUUGUGUUUUUCAGUUUCUAUUCUUGUACAUAUUUGUUGCUGUUUGAUUUGAGUAUGUUUUUGUUGAUUAGAAAACCUUACUCACUCACACAUUGAGGGCAAUGUGCCUCUUAAGUGUGGGGGUGAGGGGUUGUAGUUAAAAUUUUUGCUUUUACUUUGAUAGAUGUGUUUAGUAUCUGUUUUAGUAAUAAAAUAGGGGUAUUUUUUUUCUGAACUGUUUUUCUCUUAGUUUAGGUCUGGUUUGGUUUAUAAAUCCCUAGAGUAGUUUACUAUUCUUUCUUUAGUCUGUAAAUACUUACUCUUGUUACUGAUCUGUUUUAGUUUAGUUGUUAGUUUUGUUGAUAAUAGUUCUUAGGUCUUUUAAAGUUCAUUCAUUUUCUGGUUUAUGUUGUUUUAGCUUAGGUUCUUUUACUGUUUUUUUUUUUUGUUAAAGAACUUCUUUUAGGUCCCUUUUUCUUUGCUUAUUUCUAUUAUUUUCUCCUCCUUUGUAGUUACUUGUUCUGUUUUAAGCUCUUGAUUAGUUUCAUGCUUUGUUUCAAGUUUUCAAUUAGGAUUUUCUUUUCAUAAUUAGUUUCUAUUUUCUUUCUGCUACUGUUUGUAAAAUUUUCUGAAUUUAGUUUGUCAAUACUUAGUUUUUUAUGCUUUUAGAAUAUGUUUUAGGCGGUAGGAUUAGACUUUAUUUUUGCUUAUAGUUUCUGUAAUUAGAAUUCAUAUUAGAAUUUCCUUUCUCUGCUUAUAUUCUUGCCUUCUAUUUCACGAAUUAGAUACUCUUUAAUUUCUGUUUUAGCAUUUGUUUCAGUUUUAUUUUACCUUAUAGGUUCUGUUCUGAGAUUUUAAUUUCUGAGUCCUGUUCUGGUUUUCAGUAAUUUUCUAGGAUCUCUUCCAUUCAUUGUUACUGUUAUGAUUUUCUUAGUUUUUUUUUCUCUUUUAAAUUCGAGUCUGUUUUAGUUUAGCUAGGUUCAGAGUUAACUCUUUGAUUGUUUUUUCCUUUUACUGUCUUUCUGUUCUAGAAGCGUUUUAGAUGGGAGUUGGUUUAGGUUAUGUUUAGAGUUCUUUCUUUCUUCUUUUGCUGUUUUCUUUCCAGACUUGUAAUUAGGAUUUGUUAGCUUAAUAUCAUUCUGCUUUAGAUGUCUCUUUUGCUGUUUUACUUUGUAGAGCUUUAGUUGAGAUUCUUUCUGGUUGCAUUCUGUUUAGUUUUACUUUGUCUAGGUUGUAAAUAGCUUUAGGUAAUGUUGUGCAGGUAUUUCUAGAUUCUAUUUCACAUUUUACUUAACUUUUUGCUGACUUACUUAACUUCUUAGCUUUAUUUCUUUAAGAUAGAUUGCCAAUAGUGUCUUUAGCUCUAGAUUUGAGUAGAUGUAGCUCUAGCAGUAGUUUUUGCAGUUAGUUCAGUCUAAAUAAGCAGGUUUUGCAUGAUAGAGAGUAGCAAUUCCAUUUUUUACAAAUCUUUAACCCUGGAGAGUUUUGGGCCAAUUUUUUCUUUCUAGUGUGAAUGCAUGCAUGUAUAGUCAUAGUUCUGAUUUUGUAUUAAUUCUCUUUGAUGUGCUUGAUCUUGGUAGAACUUAAGAAAUGAUCUAGGCCUUCUUUCUUCUUCCCAUUCACAUUUCUUUCCAUUGUACCCUCAUUUGAGCCUUAGCCUUUUUCUUUGCUUUCCAUCCAUUAUAAACCAUUUCCCCCGUCAAUAAACAACCUUGAGAGAUGUGUGAGAAGUAAGGAGAAUUUAGAACUCAGAAAGCAGAAAAGAGUAAGGUCAGAGGUGAGAUUGAAAAGAAAAGAGCUCUAAAAAGAAAAAAAUCUAAUCUGAAAAAUAGAAGAAAAAGGUCUGGAAAAGAGAAAAAGAGAAAAUUGAUUGAGAAAAAGACCUGAGAAAAAAAAAAAAGAGAUUAUGGCCAAGAAAAGAAUGCAAUACCUGCAGUGAGUUCUAUUUGUCCUCUUUCACAUUUCUCUUAUCCAUUCCAGUUUCUGCUUUUAUUUCCCAUACAUCUAGCCUUUCCAUCCUCCAUUACAUUACAAGCCAUGAAAGUUCUAGUGAUCUAGAGUUAUCUUGAUUCAAGCAGUGUCAAUUAGAAUUUUUCCAAAGUUGUGAAUUGUGGUCUAUCAUGUUAUGUGGAGUGAAACACAGGCUGACCUAAGCACUUGAGUGCUUUGAGAGAAACACUGAGGUUGAAUUUGGGCUGCUACUUCUCUGAAUUGUAUCUUUCUGUUUGGUUUGGUCGAAUUUAACUGUUGUUUACUUGCUAGAGUUACUGAAACUUAGAUUUAGAGUUGGUGAUUCUGUUUGUGCAGUUCUGAUUAGAGAAAAAUAGCUGGUAGUUGUGUAAUUAGCAGAGUUGAGUUGAAUGUGAUAAGAGUAUAGUGUUCCUUGUUGUGUGUCUUUAGUCUUUUCUUUUUACAUAGAGUCUCUUGCUUUUGCCUUUUAUUUUUAGUUGUCCCUGCCCAGGAGGGCAGUUGUCUAAGUGUGGGGGUGUGAUAACACUCUAGAUUUACAUAUUUUUCUCUGUUAAAAAUCAUUUCUUAGAUUUCUUUAGUUUUUAAUUUCUUAGAAUUAGGCUAGUUUUAUGUUUUUCUCUUAAUCCUUUAGUUUUAUAAAAUUCUAGUUAAAAUUAGGUUUUUAGGGGUAAUUUUUAGCAUUUGUAAAUAAUUAGGAUAUUAAUAUUUUUUUAGAGAAAAUCUUCUAAUGAAAAUCUUUUUUCUUUACUUUUUCUUUUAAUUUUUGAAUUGCAGAAAUAUUUCUUUUAUUUUUUUUGGGCAUUAAUUCAUUUUCUUCUUAUUGCAGAAAGGUCCUAAAAAUUGGGUUACAGAUGCAAAGCAAUUGGGCCGUUGGUGCAAUGUACAAUGAAAGGCAUUUGGGUUGGAUUGGGUGCUCAAAUUGCUGGAAACUACUGCUGGAACGCUGCUAUUGCAAGCAUUGGAAUGGACUGGCUGCACAUUUUAAUUGGAGUGCUGAUUUCACAAUGGAUUGGCUGCUGAUUGGAAGCCCACUUAAUCAAAACGCUACAGCUAAACUUGAGUGAAACGACUGCGUUUUGGGAGGACUGUUGUUGUAAACGCUGGUGGGCUGAAAUCCAAUUAGUGAUGUGGUGCGUUUUGGUGCACUGUUGCCUUAGGGGUUCUUUGCUGGAGCACUUCAUUUGGAGAAAGGGAAAGCAAAACCCAAAGCUAGGGCAGAGUGAGAGCUGAAGAAGAGGAACACAUCACUUACCUGAGGUUCGUGCCACUCCACCGAAGUUGCACACGUGUUGAAGAAGAUGACCAGUGUGAAAGAAGAGCUGACCGGAGCUGCCACGUGAGAGCUCGAAGCGUCACAGCAAGGUUCUCCAUCUCCCAUUUUUUUCUUUUUCCCCUUUCCUUUCCCCUCUUUCGUUUUCUUUUGUUUUUCUGACCCUAUAAAAAGGGCUUUCACCUUGUAAAUAUAUACUUUUGCACACUUUGAGAUACAUUUUCUGUUCAUAGUUCUAAGCUCUGUAGAUUAGGGUUAUUUUCCACUUUCUAUAGAGUAGGAUUCCGUUCUCUUUGCUUUUAGAGCGCACAUCACGGUGGUGACAGCCGCGGUGACUCUGAUUGAGCAUGUAUUCGGUACAAUUUUUGUAAUUUUUCUUUUCUCGUUAAUAAUACAGUUUGUUCUUGAUGUUUCA